Molecule: messenger RNA, 2390 nt
Organism: Saccostrea echinata
Lineage: Eukaryota; Metazoa; Mollusca; Bivalvia; Ostreida; Ostreidae
Product: cryptochrome-1-like
Exons: 12
Coding region: 34-1722 (562 amino acids)
Biological process (GO): circadian regulation of gene expression; negative regulation of DNA-templated transcription; entrainment of circadian clock by photoperiod
Cellular component (GO): nucleus; cytoplasm
Molecular function (GO): FAD binding; DNA binding
Source: RefSeq, a predicted model, not a curated record
GGUGUUGAAGUGAAGGACCUAACAAUAAUCAAAAUGUCAAAAAGUAGCAAGAGAAAGCACGUCGUGCAUUGGUUUCGUAAGGGACUUCGCUUACAUGAUAAUCCAGCGCUUCGCGAGGCGCUGAAAGGGGCAUCAACAUAUCGAUGUGUUUACAUACUGGACCCAUGGUUUGCAGGUUCCUCACAAGUUGGAAUUAACAAAUGGAGGUUUUUGCUGCAAUGUUUAGAAGAUCUAGACACGUCUCUUCGUAAAUUGAAUUCCAGGUUAUUUGUUUUAAGAGGACAGCCAACUGACUUGUUUCCUAAAAUAUUUAAGGAAUGGAAUAUUACGACACUUUCCUUCGAGGAAGACCCAGAGCCAUUUGGGAAGGAACGAGACAGUGCCAUACAGAUGUUGGCUAAAGAUGCGGGAGUAGAUGUCGUCAUUAGGACCUCACAUACUCUCUACGACCUUCAAAAAAUAAUCGCAGUGAACGGGGAUACCCCACCACUAACAUACAAACGUUUCCAGUCAGUGCUGUCAAAAAUGGACCCUCCCAAGGAACCGGAGGAAACAAUCAACACUGCUAUCCUAGAGAAGACAAAAACUCCAUUGUCCGAGGACCAUGAUGACAAAUAUGGGGUUCCCACUUUAGAAGAAUUAGGGUUUGAUACAGAGGGGUUAGGCCCUGCCGUGUUUUGUGGUGGGGAGGCUGAGGCCCUAACAAGGCUUGAGAGACACCUUGAACGAAAGGCCUGGGUAGCAAGCUUCGAGCGACCAAAGAUGUCCCAGCAGUCCCUGUUUCCUAGUCAGAAUGUCCUUAGUCCCUACCUUAGAUUUGGUUGUCUGUCAGCUCGCCUGUUUUACUGGAAACUUAGAGAAUUAUACAGAAAGGUGAAGAAAAGGAAGGACCCUCCGCUGUCUCUUCACGGCCAGUUGUUAUGGAGAGAGUUCUUUUACACAGUGGCUACAAAUAAUCCCAACUUUGACCAAAUGAAAGAUAAUCCAUUAUGUGUACAAAUUCCCUGGGAUAAAAAUCCAGGAGCAUUAGCUAAAUGGGCAGAGGGCAAGACAGGGUUUCCUUGGAUUGAUGCUAUAAUGAUGCAGCUAAAACAGACGGGGUGGAUCCAUAAUUUAGCCCGGCAUUCAGUGGCAUGUUUUUUAACCCGUGGGGACCUCUGGAUCUCGUGGGAGGAAGGAAUGAAGGUGUUCGAGGAACUUUUACUAGAUGCUGACUGGAGUGUGAAUGCUGGUAUGUGGAUGUGGCUCUCCUGCAGCUCAUUUUUCCAACAAUUUUUUCACUGUUACUGCCCUGUGGGCUUUGGUAAAAGAGCAGAUCCUACAGGGGAUUUUAUCAGGACAUACUUGCCUGUUCUAAAAGGCUUUCCUGCCAAAUACAUAUAUGAGCCAUGGACAGCCCCAGAAAGUGUUCAGCGGGCUGCAAAAUGUAUUAUUGGUAAAGAUUACCCUGUCCCCAUGGUGAACCACGCAGAAGUCAGCAAACUCAAUAUUGGACGAAUGAAACAGGUCUACCAGCAGUUGGCUAUGUAUGCCUCAAUAGCUUCUGUCCCAAAACAAAUCAACACUGAGGAACCAUAUAACAAGCACACAAAAGCAAUGCAGUCUGGGAACCAUCCCUCAAGAGUAACCAUGAUGGAUAAUACUGAGCAUGGUAGCCAUGGAAACCAUUCUCAGAUGACGGGGGAAGAGAGUGAUACACAAAAGCAGUAUUUGGCGACAUAGGUGUUGGAAUCAAAGCUACCAUUUUGAAGAACUUACCAAUCCAUGAUGUCGCUGAAAUUUUUCUGGCAGUUGUCAGAAGCUGAACCAAAGAAGAGUGAAUUCAGGCAGUUAAUUUCAUAAAUUUAAAGAACUCUUGUGACCCAGUAAAAAUAUUCUGAAAGGGCAUAAUUACAAGUGUGUGUGAAUGCUCAUUGAAUGCAUACAAGACAAAUUUUUCAGUAUGUGUGCAAUGCUGAGUUCUGUGUAAUGCUGUUAUUCACAACUGAAAACUGAAACAGGGGUCUAUUUCUCGAGAAAAGUGUGUACGAACAAUUACCACUGAAUAACAGAGACAUGAACUUAAAACAAAAAGGAGGAAUUAACAGGGAAAGUCUGAUAUCAGAUUUUGAUAAUUUGCAGGAGAUAUUUGAUUUGGUCUGUUAAAUUUGUUGCCAUGCCAUGCAGAUCCGAGAUAAAUGUCACUCUAAAUGAAAUCGUGCACUCAAGACUAAGAAGUUUGUUUAUGAAGGAUAUUUUACUGAAAGGAUGAAGUAUGUGUGAGUGUAUAUACUUUUGUUAUCAUAAAUCAGUCAUUCACAACUUAUCCAUUGUCCAGUCAAUUAAUGACAACAGUUUUCUCAGUGCAUUUAUACAAAGAAGAUUUUUCAAAUUUCUAGCUGAUAUUAAAC